Tachyglossus aculeatus (Australian echidna) is the source of this 1089-nucleotide messenger RNA. RefSeq names its product estrogen receptor binding site associated antigen 9 (gene EBAG9). Lineage: Eukaryota; Metazoa; Chordata; Mammalia; Monotremata; Tachyglossidae. Bases 34 to 675 code for a protein of 213 amino acids. The transcript has 7 exons. The record is from RefSeq and is a predicted model, not a curated record. Gene Ontology annotation, cellular component: secretory granule.
CGGGAGGGGGUGGGGCAGGACCUGCUACUCACAAUGGCCAUAUCACAGUUCCGGCUAUUUAAAAUUUGCACUUGCCUUGCAGCUGUGCUCUCGUUCUUUAAGAGGUUAAUAUGCAGGUCUGGGAGAGGACGGAAGUUAAGUGGAGACCAGAUCACUUUGCCCACUGCUGUGGAUUAUUCAUCUGUUCCUAAACAGUCAGAAGUGGAAGAUUGGAGUUCCUGGGAUGAAGAUGCACCCACCAGUGUGAAGAUUGAAGGUGGGAAUGGCAAUGUAGCGACACAGCAAAAUCCUCUGGAACAGCUGGAGCCUGACUACUUUAAAGACAUGACACCAACUAUAAGGAAAACACAGAAAAUUAUCAUUAAAAAGAGGGAGCCGUUAAACUUCGGAGUCCCAGAUGGCAAUGUGGGCUUUUCAAGCAGACUAGCAGCUACACAAGAUAUUCCUUUUAUUCACCAAUCUCCUGAACUAGGAGACUUGGAUACCUGGCAGGAAAAUACAAAUGCCUGGGAGGAAGAAGAGGAUGCUGCCUGGCAGGCGGAGGAAGUUCUGAGACAGCAGAAAAUGGCUGACCGAGAAAAGAGAGCAGCAGAACAACAAAGGAAGAAAAUGGAAAAAGAAGCACAGAGAUUAAUGAAGAAAGAACAGAACAAAAUUGGUGUGAAACUCUCAUAACAUUUGCUCUUCAAAUUUGACAGUGCCGGUCGGAGAGAAAUUUUGAGCUAAGCAAUACAGACAUCAUUUGUAUUGGUUUGGAUAUUUUAAGAUCACAGACACGCUGCUUGAUUUGAAUGCAUUUUUCAGAUGAUCCGGGACACCGGAAUUCUCCCACAAAAUAUCUUGAACGGCUAAUACUUGGAUUUAAAAAUAGCUGAUCCUUAUGAGACAAUAUCUUGUUCAGUUGCCCUGUUCCAACAUCCUUCAAAUAUGAAAAAAUGGAUUGCUGCAGAGAAAUUAUUACAAGACAUUCCAGUGUGUCAUCAAGCUUAAGGAAAAAUGGGGUAAAAAAUGUCAGUGGGAAGCAUACUCUGCUGUCUAUUACGCUUACCUUAAGUGUGUGUAAAAAUAAAAUCAAUCCAUUUUAAAUAA